CUCAAUUUUUUCGGAAGCAAAUUUCGGAAUAAGAGACUCGAGUUCAAGGUCCUUCAGAAUACUCUCCAUAAUGUUUUUUUCUUCCACGGGCUGAUCGGAAUUUUCUGUUCCCGCUAUUUCGUUGUCUUUAACACAGGGGAAGAGAAAGAACUGGGACCAGUUUAAAAACCAGUUUAACCAAUUCGUGAUAGUGAGUAAAGCCUGGCUACUAGAGCUUGGUAUCGGAAGUGAGGUCAAGAAGACAUAUAGACGAAACCACAUCACAUAAUGAUCAAACCACAUAGCGAAGAUACCAGACAACAUAACAGCGUAACCACAUUACAUCAUGACAAGUGCACAAAACAUAACUUAACAACCUCAAUACAUCACGAUAAAACCACACCNACAACACAUAAUGAAGAAACCACACCAAAUAAUGAUAAACAACCACAUAAGAAAGUUAUGGCUUUCCAUAAGACAUCAUGUCAAGAAGACAUAAAGACGAAACCACAUCACGUAAUGAUCAAACCACAUAGCGAAGAUACCAGACAACAUAACAGCGUAACCACAUUACAUCAUGACAAGUGCACAAAACAUAACUUAAGAACCUCAAUACAUCACGAUAAAACCACACCACGUAAUGAAGUUAUUACACCACGUCAUGAUAAAAACACAUCACAUCAGGACCACAUUACAAGACAUAAUGAAGAAACCACAAAACAUAAUGAAGCAACUACAACACAUAAUGAAGGAACCACACAACAUAAUGAAGAAACCACACCAAAUAAUGAUAAACAACCACAUAAGAAAGUUAUGGCUUUCCAUAGUUUAGUUUUAUUUUGUGAAUCUUGUGUCUGAAAGCAACAUGAUAAAUAGUGUAAUGUUUUUUUUCAUUUUUGCAGGACCACAGGGAAUUGUCACCAGCAACCAUAUCAAAUCACUGCUGUUCGCUAUUGUAUGCGGUCAAAUUCCUUCACUGGAAGAGCACUCCAGAGUAACUGGAUAUUACGGUGAUCAAACAGCUGAGAACUCAGGCCACUUUUUUCCAGCAUCAAAGGCAAUUUAGAAUGUCCCCAGACGAAAGAAGAGCUGAUGGUUCUUAACCGUUGACUUGACUGGUAAGCACAAGUAAUAUUAUUUUACUGCUUUGCAAUGGGUAACAAUCCAUCUUCUUAUGAAAAAUAAAGUUUCAACAUGUCAUCUCUUGCACAAAGUACACCCAAAACAAAUGGCUAGUGAAUGUAGUAUUUAUAUCCAUAUAAACCAAUGAAACUAAGACAAUGCUGUGACCAAAUUUCUAAAUUGUAAGCCACAAACAUCUAAACCAUUGUUGUAGACAUAUUUGGAGAGGGUUUCUCUUUGCGGAGAACAGGUCAUGCAGUUGGCUCAAACAGAUACCCAUUAGCGUACAUUUUGGCAUGAGAGGUUAAUAUUAGAGAUAACCCUGCUAGGCAGUCAAUGUGGCAUUUUUAAGCCUGCCAUCUUUGUCACCCCUUGGCAAGUUAACAUGGCAGACAGUUGAUGAAUGAAAGUUUUCAUUUACAUUUCCAAUGACAUCAUUCCAACUUCAGGAUAUUUGAAAGCGUGUUUGUACUACGUGCACAUUUUGAUUGGGGUAAUAUUCUCAGUUAACUUUUAAACAUCAGUUAUCCUUCUUUAUGUUUAAAAAGCCUUCGAAGCUUCAUCACUAGGUGAAUCAGAGAAAAAGCGAAUGUUGUCUAAAAACAUUGUUUUGGUCUAAUAAAAAUGAACUUCAAUCUGUUCCUUGAAUAGAGUUACCUUACAUGUGACCAAAAUCUACCCAGGCGGAAACCCUGUGCAGUGCGAAAGUUCUUUUAAAUAUCAGUUACUACUUAUACAGACACGCAACGAUCUGUCAACCCGACUUAAUUCAGUCAUAAAAAUCCAAAUGUAUUUUCUCAAAUCUAGCAUACUGGUAGUUGACUGUAUUAUAAUUUAAGCCGGGUGUAAACAUUGUGGAUUUUCAUCAGAAGGUUACACACGAAUCUAGUGAACUGAAAAUUAACCAACGCUUAGAUUUUGUUUAAAAAAGUUUUAAUUCCUCGCCAUUUAAGGUUAAUUUUCAUUGGAAUCCCUAUUUCAUUGUUACUCAGGGAACAGGAGUUGAAAUGAUAUUUUGUGCGUGGGUAAACACUACGUUCCAACGUACGUCCUACAUGUUUCAACAUAAACAAAAGCUCAGAGACCUUUAAGAAUUUAGAAAGAGUUUGUUUUAUAGCUGCUCAAGCUAGUCCACUGAUUUAGCAAUGCUUGUCGGCUUUUCAAUUUACCUUUUUUCCAUGAACAUUGAGUCAUGUGUUUCAAAUACAAGUUUGUACUGGCUUGUUGUUUUGCAAAAUACACACAAAUGCGUGUAUGAAUGACAAAGGUUCCUCCUCCAAUUAAAAUACACACUUAGGGGUGAAAUUACUCACAAAUGUGUGUAACUACCAGAUCAGUAAAUUUUACACGUGUAAUUACUCCUACCUUACACACACUGUCCACAAAUACUGCACGCAGACUACACACAUUUCACAUGCAUGUAGGUGCUGCAAUCCCUUCGACCAGUAGUGUACAUCUGUGUGAGUGACAAAUUUGCAUUUUUCAACACCUAAUGAUAAUCCUUUCAAUGCUUUGUGCAUCUACAACUAAAAACUAUGGAUAUGUGCAGGCUAAUGGAUACAACAUUUUGCAGUAAGCAGAUUGUCAACGCUUGCAGUGUGCACAGAGAUUAUUUUGAGCUGGCUCUCAAUAAGAGGGAUAAAGCACAUGAGUGCUGUGACCUGGUGAUUUUGGCCAUGUGUUGUCAUCCCUCAAGGCUGGGGUGUUGAGGUUCAUACCCUGAAGAUUCAAAGAAACUGGCAGGAAUUUCAUCCCAAUCAGGUCAAAGACAGAAAUGUCCUCUUGAUGAAGGUUUCACCAGAGGUGACACUUUACCUCCACAACUAUAAAACUGCAAAGUUCUUUGGCCAUCAGAGCUGACUUUGAAUGUAAAACAAAGCAGCAGAAUGACUUAAUUAACACUUUUGAAUAUUUUGAUUGGUCUUCUAUCUUCUUAUUGAUCAUGGGGACAGACCAGCUCUAGUUGUAUUGUUUUGGUGGGAUUACACAAUAGUUGUUGGGCAAUCUGAUAUCGUCACUUCUCCAUGUCGAGGGUGUGAGGAUUUUUCUUCUUGGUGCCUAUUUUUGUUACCGAGUGAAGGCCAACGCUUGAAAUUUGCCAAGAGCUGUGAUUAUGAUACUAUGAUAUUAUGAUACUUCCUGAGAUGUUGUACUAAAAAGAAACUAAUCCACGUCACACCAUUUCUUCUGACCACAGGCAGAUCAUGAACUGUGCAAAAUACUGCUGGACUUAAUGAACAAUCACCAUCCACAAUUGGUUGGCAAGCAAAGUGGUGACAUCUUGCUUCUGUCAAGGACAUUAUCUUCAAGCUGUAAUGCAGUAACUUAUUGUCUUUCCAUUUGGGGUGAUUAGCAGGACAAAUUCACCCCAGAUUCUAGUAUCACAAUCAAACCCUAACCAUAACCCUAACUAGAUUCCUGCAGAGUAGAUAUGCCCUCCUAAUCCAACUUUUUCAAAUGGUCACCAAACUGUUCCAUGUUACGUCAGCAACGUCAUACUAGAUAUGACGUCACAGUGGGCCUUAUAGAUCACGCUGUGUAAAUUUGAAGUCAUUUGAUUAAAUCCUGUAGAAUUUAUGUGUUUGAAAAUUUGGAGGGGGCAAUGACACACAAAAGUAGUUAAGGGGGUUGGUAUGGGGUACAAAGAGAUGCUGCCUAAUUAGCAUAUGUCAAUCAAAAGACCAUCUAAUUAGCAUAGGUGAUGGGUUACCUAGCUUGUAGAGAAACUGUUCUUUAGCUGCCUUUUUCAUCUGUCUCUUCUCCUCUAAUUCCAUCAUUAUCUGGAGAUUUUCAUCUGCUAACUCUUCGUCUCUCCACUGAAAAAACGUGAAGGUGACUUUCUGUCCACAGGAGAAGGGUCUUUGUUGAUUGUCCCAAGAAUUGGACACUCUUAGAUUGCUUGGCUUGUCGCAUUUGCACGGCAGUGUGUAACACUUGUAAAUAGGUGAUAAUUUGAUUGCAAUGGCAUUGCAGUAAUCAACUAGCUUAUCUUCGAUGCAAAACACAGGGCAAUUCUUUACACUGCACUUGAAACAAGCUUUUCCUGUUUUCUUGGAAGACGUCUUAACCCAUCAGUGAUGUGAAUAGGACAAUUAGCCAGUUUGCACACAUGUUGUCGCAGUUCUUGGACAGAAGUAGGAUUCAUAGGUAUCAUUUGAUUAUUCAUAUUUUUGCUCUUUGCUCCUUUCAUGGUUGCAUGCUGCUUCUUCGAAUCCAUAUUACCAGUUGUUGCAUGACAAUCGUGAAUAACUCCUGUAGAACUCUUAUACUUUGAAUAUCACAACAGCAUUUGGUAUGAUUGGUCUCCCCGCUAUACUAACAACAGACAACAUACCUACCUAUGGCUUGACAUUCAGCCAAAUUGACAUACGAUUGUGUCCUGCUCAAGAAGGUGAAGUCCCUAUUACAAUUCCGUGCAAGGUGUUGUCUGAAAAUGCUGAUCGGUACAUUGAACAUGCAAGGCAAGGAGGAAUCCCAGAGGUGCCAGACGGAAAAGGCAAGGCUCUUGAUAAACUUUGCGAGGCCCUAUCAAAGUUUCCUACUCACUAGAUUCUUGGCAAAGAAGUGGCAAGACUGAGUGAAUUAGAUUCCAAGUCGAAAGUAAACUUACACAUUGUGGGUAAGUUUCUCAAGGCACUCACUGAUGAUGAUGGCCAGUGUGUGGUUAACGCAAGUCAUGAAAAGGACUUAAAAAUGAUUGCAGUGAACCGAUCAGUCAUAACAACCAUUAAGGUUGGUUGAAAAGGACUUGGCAUCAGUAAGUGGCACCUCUACAGUUUAAUGUGGGUCCAUCAUUAUAUCUCUUAAUAUAGGCGCAUUGAGCUAUGGCGAACUUUUUGCCAUAACUUUUUCGGUUUUAACGCCAUGGCUAAGAAACUUUGGCAUGAGCUACAGCUGAUGGGAACUAAUUCAAUUUUACUAAUGGAAAAUAUAGUUUACGAAAUUAGGUCCCAGUUGGACCCCAAGUUUCAAAGAAAAUCGCAUGUAGUGAAAAAUUUUGCUGUUAAUUUUUGGUGCCAAAAUUGCAAGGUAAGUACCCGAAAUUCUGAAAAUUUUUGUGGCAUCUAGAAUUUUGCUGAUAUUUUUGACAGAAAUUUCUGGCAUGUGUUAAAACCCAGAAGAUGCAUUCUGGACAAAUUUCUGAGAGGACUUCUCAAGAUGAUUAUCUGCCUUGCAUUCACUGUCUGGGCUUUAUAAAGAGAAAGGAUCUUUGGAGGCAACAUACAGGCAAAGUGAUGCAAAUGAAAUUAGUCCCUUGUUCAUCGAAUUUUCGAAAGAUGUUUCUUGGGGUUCUAAGCGAAAAAAAUCACAAUCUUUCUCGAAAAUUUCAGAUGGUGAAAUCUGAGGUAGCAAAUUUUCAAGGUAACCAAAUUAAAAUUUGAGAUAGCGAAAUUCGAAGCAGCAAAUUUUUGUGACAUGAACCGCAAUGAAUGACAUUGCCAUACAAGGGUGUGUAAAUGACUAAACUCAUAUCGAAAAUAGAUUCAAUGAUCCGGCAGUUUAAUUGGCUAUUUCCGAUGAAAAAAAGCAAUUGCAUCACACAACGAAAAAAGCGAUUACCUCACAAUAAAAUUCCUCAAACACAGACUAAUAAACCUUGUUUUAGCACCUUUAAUUUUCAAGCCUGCAUAUCGAUCGGUAAGACUGGGCGCCAAUUUCACAAGUAGGUCAAGUCUGUUGAAGUUACAAUGUUUACAGAAGCCUACUUUCCCAAAACAGUGUAGAAAUGAGACAGAACUUUUACAGACAAAAUUUUUAUUUUAUGAAACAUUACAUUUUGUUUUGGAACCAAAACUCAAAAGCUCUCAAAUGUCCUUUGUGUGUUUUUAGCCCAAGCAGUGCAUCUCUUGAUCAGCUUGAGUUGAAUCAUACAAAAUAGUCUCUGGACGUCUUCCCUUGUAAACUGAAUCCUUGCUGGGUUUAAAGGCAAUAAGCUUAUUUCAAGCAUUUUCUGCUUCCAUAUUGACCGUAAGCAUCGACCUAGUGGUUCGUAUUUAUGUAGAGCCACGUGCCAUAUCACUUGAACACCAUGUUGACAGAUGUUGACAGACUUGGAAAACUUACAAACCCACAGUGGUUUGGCUUGCGGCACAGAUGUUGCCUCCAUAGCUAUGUCAUGUAAAGGGAAAGUGUGGCGUUCGCAAGAAAAGAGUACUUAUAACAUGCGCUGAAGCCAAAGUAAGUUGUUUGUUUUGCUGUCUGCCUGGGAAAAGGUAGACUUGCCACAAGGCAACCUUGUGAGUUUUAGGGUAGAAUAGCUCAGCGAGCGAAGGAACUGCGAGGUUUUAGGCUGCAUAGUGGCCGUGCAAGGGUCGCUAAGCGGCCAAGUGAGUAACAAUUGUCCUUGGUCUGGCGGGUUAUUAAUAAACAAGAUGAUGGACUUUCCUUAGAGUCUAGGCAAAAAGCUGAGAAAAAUGUAGGAAGAUUGAGACACACAGUUUGGGGAGAAAGGGGUUGGGGUUGUAACAAUUUCGAAAUAGUCAAACAAUGUAAUAGGGUUUCCUCAAUUAAAACAAGAGUAAAUAAAAUGGUUUUCAAUUGAGCAUCGAAAUUAAUUCUCCUUUCAGCAAUUUAAAUAUCUCAGCUGGGUGGAGAUCUUGCUUGUAAAGAAGUUCAAUUUGGGUUUGCGUGUAAUUGGAAACUUUUGGCAUAAUUACCACAACCGAGUCUCAACGGGAAUGAUUGUGUAAUGCAUGUUAGCACUAUUGAACACUAGCAGUUGCUAUGGUAAUACAAAAACAAGUUCACGUGGAGUCUGGGUCACAAAAACAUGGCGUGGGUCGGCGAGUGGCCUUUGUGGCCUACAAAUGUAAGCCAAGAAACAAUAGAAGAAUAAUUGUGCAAGAGUUACGAUGCUUUUAACAUAAAGUAAACAGUAAAGGAAACCUUUGAAGCAUAUCAUUUAUCGAACAGAGCGAUUUUUCACCCGAAAAUUCGAAGUCAAUUUUUGUUCCAAGUGAAUUGUCAUUUGAAAAUUUGCAUAGUUGGAAACAAUAGGCAUUGCGAGUUAUCGUGACUUUUCGUCCUCACAAGUUUGACGUCAUUGUGCAAUGUGUCAUGGACAUUUCCAAGUUUCAUGUAAAAGAUGGGUGAAAUUCGGGUCAGUACACCAUCUUUAGCAUCCCAUAUUGGCUACUCAUUGAAGAAAUGCAUCGGAAUUGUUUGUGGAAAAGCACUCCAGGAGAAAGACAGGUCUCCUUGAAGAUGUUGAGUAUUUUGAGAAGCUAAUGGAAGCUGAGUGGAAUUACCAUAUCAGCCAUCACUCCAUGACAACACUGAAUGACGGGAGGUAUAAUCAACCAGACCUUGUCCUUGUUAUAAGUGACUUUCAAACGUUAAAGGAGUACAUUACCUUAAAGAUCAUUUUGCUCAGUUCAGAGUUGCAAUCUGCAAGUAGACCAGAUGUAUGCACCUGGCGAGAACUGAGUGAAAUGGUGCUGAACGGACUGAUACUCUUCAACAAACGGAGAGGGGGAGAAGCCGCAAAACUUCAAGUUGAAACCUACACCAAUCGCCCUGAUUGGCAGAAAAGCACAAGUCAAGGUGUUGUUGCAUCCUUAAGUGGCAUAGAACAGCAGCUAUUUAAGAGGUAAAAAAUAAAAAUACUCAAGACACAACAAGUUGAUGAUAACUAACAACAAUGAGUAAUCAAGGGUAAUCACUGAGUAAUCAACUCAUCAGUCGUUGAGGACCAUUGAGUAUAGCUGAAAUAUACGUAAGUAAACCCAUGACUAGUUGAAAAUGGAAAAAAAUUGUGGCUUACUGGUUACUCAUCCAUGCCAUGGAUUACUCGGCUAUUCAGUUAUCAAAAGGUUCAUACUCAUGCUAUCGCUUAGUUGCAUGUACAAUAGAAUCUCAAUUUCACAAUGACAGGGAGUCUGGAUCAGAAGAAGAUAGUGAAAAUGAUAGUGACGCUGACCUACCAAGUCGGAGUCCGAGUGUCCCAGUGUUAGGCUUUGUCAUUUGCUGAAAGACUGGAGUUAUGCUGAGAAACUCUUUACAACAAAUUUUAUAUACCUACUGAUAUUUAGUGUUGUUGCUUCUUUUACAGCAUUUUUUGCUCUUCGAACAGGAAGGAACAAGUAGCUCAAAGGGAUCACCAUCAGGAUUAACUGGUAUGAUUAUUUUCAUUUCUCAUUAGAUUUAUUGUCACACGCUGACAUUUGGGGUUCAUGGUAUUUUCCCCUGUUCUUCCAACUUUGAUGCAAAUUAGUCCUCAGAAUUUAAGAGUAAGGGUUGUGUUUAAUGGCUGUAAGCGUCAUGACCUUUAUUACAUAGUUUAAGUUAGUAUUAACAGGCCAGAUAACACUGGGGAAUAUGUCCCCUGUUACGUAAUUAGGUGGGCCCUCUACUAAUUUAAAUGUCAUCGCCCAAUGACGUAAUUCUCUGAGCUGAAACAAGGUCAGCAUGACCUUGAAAUUUUAUUUUUAGAACCCAGUUGGUAGUUCUCAAGUGAUUUGAAUGUGCCACCUUCCCCUUUGGUUGUUUGGCACUCUACCAACUGAAUUUAUUAUCUUAUAUCUUUUAAUAGCUAAGACAAAAAAGACUGCACGAGAUAAAGAAGCUGUACCAAAGGAGAACAGUGGUAUGUAGCUAAAACUAAUGUGUUGUUCUCAAUACACAUAUCAGCCUUUUGUUGUUUCGCAAAGAAAUUCUCAUUUCCUAUGACCAUACAAGUACUUCCAACUGAAUUUAAUAUCUUAUAAUCUUUUUUACCACUAAGACCACAAAGACCACACAAGAUAAAGAAGCCGUAACAAAAGAGAACAGUGGUACGUAGCUAAAACUGCUGUUUUGCUUUAAAUAUACACAUAAACAUUUUGUUCUUUGGCCAAGAAUUCUCAGUUCCCACAACCAUCCUCGCUGUAUAGUUUCUACAGCUCCGUCCUUUUUGCCCUAGGACCACAACAACCAGUUAGCAAUUAUAAUUCUUUUUAUUUUCUAAGUGUCUUAACUGUAAACACGGAAAUUGUUAAAAAGGAUUUUCUUCUGAAAUCUGCAAGUUAACUGUCAUUACUGUAUUGUUAAGAUGCAGGUAAUGUGAAAAGAAAUCAUCCUCUUUUUGUUGCAGUACUAGUGUAAGCACAAGUGUGACACUGAAUCUAUUCUUACACUGAGGUCCUACUGCUGCCUCAGCAAAGAGAAAGGGUUAUAAUGCCUGGACAAAGGAAAAAAGAUGCAGUUUUCAAGUACAUUGGAGCCUUCAUCACAAACAAGAAACUACCAGGAAAACGUGACCGUGAGAACUGUAUGAAAGUGAGGGAGUUCUGGUCAAUAGAGAUUAGACAGCUGAGAAAAACUGUGUGAAGAAUAUUAUCUCACAAGCAAAAGCAUUCAAAGAAAAAAAACACCUAGAUUUAAUCGGAACUACUGUUUCCAGUAAUUUACAUUUGGCUGGGUUGGGCCACAUUUUGAUAUUCUUAAUGAUUUAGGUCUGGAUCUGUAAGUGUACAAUAAGAGGCAUUGCUUCUUUGUCAUCACUGGUUACCUUUAGUUUUGACACAAGUUAUAUUUGUUCAUGUUUGAUUGGACUGAGUUCCUUUUAUAGUUACUCUCCGAGUUUUUCAUUAAACCUAGAUUUCCGUAUUACUUGAGAAGCCAGAAGCAUCUAUACCACUAUUCGUACGCUAGUACCCCGAAAAGUAAGACAGAUGCUUGUGUGAGUUGCGAUUGGCCAUUUGAUGAAAGUAAGAUAGCCCCUGAGUUGUGAAAAGAAAAUUCCAGUGUUGACACGCCUGACUCUCGCCAUGGAGAGGGAGAGAGUCAUCGAACGAACUGUACAAAUGUAGAACCAGUUGAUAUUAGCACUGACAGAGGUACUAGUGGAAUUCCGUCAACACCACCCCAGAAUAUUGACAAAGAGACAAUUGAACCAACAGUGGAAGAAUAUUCCAAUCAGGAGUCAAUUUAUAAUGAAACUUUCGAAAUGGAAAAGAACGAUCAAAAAAGUAUUCAGAAGAAACUGUUUUUGCAACAGGUGGUCUACGGGAACCAGUAAUUAACUCACCAGCAGAUAUUUAUAAACACUUUCCACAAAGAGUAAUCUUUGAGGACGAACUUCAGGAAAGACUUAUUGAUACAAAAAGUUCAAGUUCAGAAGAAAUUGGCAGUAGAGAAAACACUAUCGACUCUGACGACCAAUUUAGUGAAGACAACGCUGCCCAUUCGUUCUACAAAAACCAGAAAGCAGGUACCAGUAAUCCUAGUAAAACUGCUAAGAGAAUGUUUAGUCAAGAAACACCAGAAGAAGAAGCAGCUGAGUUAUCACAUUCAUACCAACAAACACUAAACAACUUGGCACAAAAGAUGCUCACCAAAUAUGUACGCAUUGACAACUUCCAUGGCCGAGAUAAUGAAGAUAUAGAGUGUUGGUUUGAAAAGCUGGAACUGUUAUUAACAACCAAGGGAAUCGAAAUGACAGCUCCAUUGGCUAUAGCCCAAAUUAUUACUAACUUGAGCGAGCCAGCAGAAACCUUCCUUUUUGAGUUGACAACUGAGGAAAGAGAGAGCUUUGAAAAGUUUAAGUGUGCGCUUAUGAAACGUUAUGCCACCAAGGACCCUACAUGGGCUAAGCGCCGAUGCUUUACUUUAUGACAUCAAGGACCCAGUGAACUGCUGUCUAAUUAUGUAAAUGACAUUCAUGAACUCUUUGGUGGACUGCACGUAGCGGAAGUGGAAAAAGUGACAAACUUCGUAGAAGGAUUAUUACGAUUAGUGAGAGUUGAAGUUCUCAAGAAAAACCCUGCUAGAGGCAGAAGAAUAUGCCAGAACUUUGGAUUCAAUUAACAAGUGCAUAAGGCAAACCAGUGAAAAUGGUCAAAUGGAGAGAUUGAUAAACGUGCUAAUGAUUAAUGGACAGGUAACAGCUGUGGCAAUAGGUACCAGAUCUCAACCAGUGGAUCAACAGAUACAAUCAAUAAACACAAAGUUGGAUGUGUUGGCUAGCAAAUUAGAAAGGUGUUGCCCCCAAGGAAGCUAACUUGGAAAAGUUGGCCACUUAUGUCGAGCCAGAAAGAGAAAAUCAGCAAGGGGUCACAAGGUUGAUAAGAGAAUCAACAGACAAUUCACACCAGAAAAUUCAACAACAGGUCCAGGACUUAGAUACUUGAAUCAAUGGCCUUGCCCAACAUGGACCACCCAACAGGUACAAAUCUCAACAGCCAAGACAGCGAACCCGUGACCGAAAACCUAUUUGUUUUGAUUGUGGUAACACUGGUCACAAACAACAAAGCUGUCCAUAUAGGCGCAUUCGCCCAAUACAAAAUGCACUUCCAGCCCCUGGGCCCUAAUGCCAAAUGGAACAACAGAAAAAUUCAUACAAUCCUGGAUACCAGUCAGGGCAAAGAGAGUUACCAUCUCAUCAACAGGAACACUUGGCUGCCUUUGAAGGUGUUGCAUAUGAGGAGGAAACUAUGUACACUACCUGGAAGACUACGAUGUGGGAGAACUGUAUUAUUACAAUAUGAAUUCCUGACUACUAGAGGAAUCUGAAAAAUUGGAAGGCACUUUUUAGAAUUCCACGUCAAGGAGGAACCUGAUCUACCUGGAGUGACUCGUACUACUGACCAUCAAGAUGUUUUGUGUCUGACUUAUGAUGACUCCCAUGGUAGAGAUGAGGAGGGUAACCCACCUUCAGACUUAAAACAUCGCGCAGUUAAAAAUGCCACCACUGCCACAGUUCCAAGACAAAGGACACAAGGAUGAGUUCGACUGGCCAUCACCUCUACCAAUCACUGACAUUGCCCUAACUAAGGGUGAAUUGAACAGUGUGCCUCCGCCAACACCAAGCUUUGACCUUGCAGUAAUUGAAAGUGAUUUGGAUAUUGUGCCAUCUCCGUCAACCACUGACAUGGCAGUAAUUUACAGUGAAUUUGCCACUGUUCUGCCUCUGCAGCCAAUAGAUGAUUGUAUACCAAAUACAGGCUAUUUAGAUUUGAUAAUACCACCAGCUCUAGAGUUCCAGGAUGAUUACAAGCCACCUUUUCUGGUAAAGAAGGAGCCACAGUCAAACAGCGCAACCCGAGAUGUCAUCAGCACAACAAAGAAGGUUGCUUUGGAAGUACUGUUACUGCCACCUCCUGAGUUUUGGGAUGACUACGACCUGCCUUCCCUGGAGGAGGAUAGGUCGCAGUAAGCCAGCCAAGUAAUUGCCACAGGUACAGGAGAUGGUCUGCCACAAGCAACUGCCGACUGUCAAGUCGACUUACACAUAGUAGAAGUCUCGCUAGUACCAGAUAUGGUUGACGCCUUAGAAGCCGACAUUAAAGAGGCAAAAGCACAGCAACAUCCACAAGUGAUGCCUACCCAAGCUGACAAAGUUCACACUACAGCCCAGUUAGGAGAAACUCUACCCACAAGCUUUGCAGCCCAGCGCGUGAAAAGUCCUAGAGGAGAUGAGCCCAACAUAGCUACGGCCACUGAGUCGCCUCGCAAGCCACAUGAACUUACAGUGCCUAUACAAGAUUGCUUGUGGACACUGGAGCUAGUAUGUUUGUAAUUGACUACAAUCACCUACAGGAGUUAUACAACGGUAUACCGCCUAUAAAGCACACUAGUUCUUCCAGAGCUAUUCAGACAGUAAGCGGUAAACAGUCACCAAUCAUCUGCACAAUCACAGUAACUCUGAGUGUUGCUGGUGGAGCUUACCCAUGCGAACUGAGGGUUAUUAAGGGCCUCAAUUAUAAAGCAGUGCUGGGACGAAGUUUCCUUCGUGCCCAUGGAGUUGUCAUAAACCUACAAACUGGUAUGUUGGGAUUGGAGGACCAUCCUCCCAACACGUGUAUGGAGGAAUAGCAGUCCAUUCAUGCAUUUUCGACUUAUGUGAUCCUGCCCAGAGGUGAAGCAGUGAUACCUGCCCAAGUUCAUGGAACUGUCCCUCCAGGAACCAUAGGCUUAGUCAAGUCUGCCCCUUGUUUAACCAAGAGAUAUCACCUUCAAGGGGCCACGACCCUGGUCAAAAUAUCACAGGUCAACACAAUUCCCUUCCGGUUGAUUAAUCCUACGACCAAGCCUGUUACCUUGUACAAGGGCACAACCUUGGGGAAACAGCAGAAACUGGUGAGGACCUUAAUGUUCAACCUAUUGGCGAGGAAACAGAGUCACAAAGGUCCUGCAAUCAACAACAAGCUUCAAUACCAGUUGACCUCACUAAUUCCAAUCUCACGCUAUACCAGCAGACUCAGAUCCAGGCCCUUCUCAAUGAGUUCCGGGACAUCUUUGCUCUCAGCCCUAGCAAGCUUGGUCGCACGAACCUGGUUCAGCAUGGUAUUGACACAGAGGGGCAUGCACCAAUCAGACUACACCCAUAAAGAGCUCCAAAAGUUCAAAAGGAGACCACAGAGAAGCACAUAGAUGACAUGUUGAAAUGCAAUGUUAUUCAACCCUCAGUAUCACCCUGGGUCAGCCCAGUAGUACUAGUUAGUAAGCCACAUGGAUCCACAAGAUUUUGCUGUGACUUUCAGAAAUUAAACCUAGUCACAAAGAAGGAUUCAUACCCAUUGCCAUUGAUUUCCAAGAGUUUGAAAGCCCUUAAUGGUACCCAGUACUCCUCCACAAUGGAUUUGGUGUCCAGUCAUUGGCGAGUGGAACUUGAUCCCCGGGCAAGUGAGAAGACUGUUUUCACCAGUCAUGCAGGUUUAUAUGAGUUCAUUACAAUGCUGUUUGGUCUUUGUAAUGCCCCGAGUGCGUUCCAGCACAUACCCAGACUUCAUGCAGCCGUUCCUCCUGAGCACUGAUGCAAGCAAUGAUGCCCUUGGUAUGGUUCUGGGACAGAAGCAAAAUGGUCACAAAGUUGUAAUAGCUUAUGGAGGCUCCAAGCUCAAUCCUGCAGAAAGAAAUUACAGCGUCACAGAAAGGGAAGCCCUAGCAGUAGUCACUGGUAUCAAGCAAUUCCAACAUUACUUGCACAGAUGCAAGUUUACUGUACUCCCAGAUCACAAUGCUGCAUGCUGGCUGAUGAACAUAAGAGAGCCGACUGGUCGACUAGGAAGAUAGACGUUAGUAUUACAGCAGUAUGACUUUGAGAUAGUUCACCGUGCGGGAAAGAAUAAUGGCAAUCCAGAUGGCUUGUCCCGUCAUCCGUAUCAGGCCAAGUUAGCGGCUCUUGACUGCACCGGAGUCCAGACUGACAAAAUUCGCGAGUUAGUCAUGCCCACUCCCCUAAGGCACGAGAUCCUGAUUGGAGGACACGAUCACCAAAACCAUUGAAUGUGUCAUGCGAAAUCUCAAUUUUUUGAUGAAAGAGGAGAUAUCGAACAGGAAAGCAGCCCAUCUAAAUGAGCUUGUAGCAUUGAAGAGAUUCAGGCCUUGAUUCGGUUUCUGAGGAUGAGUUUUAGUCAUUCUCCACUCUCAACAUGAAUUUUGGGAGUGUUUUUAAUGAUAAUUAGCUUAAAAUAUAUCAGAACUGGGAAGAUUUAUGAGAUUGUUGAAUCAAAUAGUGAUAUAUUAUAUUCAUAUAUUUGUUACAAAAGGUCAUAUGUAACAGAAAACAGCUGCAUUUUAUUAAAUACAUUAACAUUUCUUGUGUAUUUUAAGGCUGACAUUUACUUAAUUUGGACACCCAAAAUGCACCAGAUUGUAUCCUAGAGCACUUAAAUUUUCAAAAAUUUCCGGGGGCAUGCCCCUGUACCCCCCUAGCUGUUCACACCUCCGGCGCUCACUGGGAGUGCUACGCGCUCCAGUUGUCUCCACCUGCUUUGCUUUCAUCAACUUCAACUUCAUUUCAAAAGGAAAACCUUGAGCAAUGAUAUAUUAUGAGUAAGUACAUACCAGUGGUGAUCAGCAGUUGACAUCCCUUUGUAACAUUAUUAUUCAUGCUACAAUAUACUCGCUGUACGUUUUCAAACAGACACAAAAGAACACCAGAUAUCAAUUGAGUCGAUGUUCUGAUGCACCACUGCCCUCAACUUGUAGCAUACCAAAUUAUAGAAACCUAUUGUGGAUAACCUGUUUAAUGAUUUUGGGUUUUAAACGGGCAAUAGUGGUGCAAAAUGAAAUUAAAACCCAAAGACAUGGCCUAAUACAUUAUGGUAACUGGGCCUUCCUGUCUCCAGUGGUCACUUCCAGUGAAGCAUUACUAUCUUAUAGGACCCAACAAGAGCUGGCUGCUCAAACAGUGACAAAAGCAGAGUUUUGGAGCUCCCAAACACAUGAGUUUGAGGCUAUUAAAAAAAUUAUCCCUGUUGUUCAAGCUAAAGGUAUUUACAGUUGCACCAUUUGUCAUGUGUCUAGAUUACAUGUAGUUCUCUCAAUGUAACAGUAGUUUAUUAACAUAUAUUGGUAUAUCUUUCAGGACUCAAUGUGAUAGAAGUGGAACAUGACUUUGUGCCAAAAAUAAAAAACUGGCUUUAACAGCAGAGCAUACAAAAUUCUUUUAAAACUUGGCAUGGUAAGAAAUUAAUUACCUGAUAAUUCAAUUCAUAUUGCAACAUUAAGAACACAUUUGUACUUAUUAUUACUGGCACUAGGAACAUAUUUUGAGUGGAUUUGAAAACAAGACAAUACAUGGUGUUUCAUGGCAUUUCAAUUUCUUUAGAACUAAAAUCAUAAGCCUUGUCUUCCAGUGAAUCAUCAGUAAUCUUACUUUAUGUCAUCUAAUUUCUUGUUGCUUUUUAGGAAUGGAGUGGCAAAGGCCAUGAAAGAAAUAAGUAGUGGUACACAGAAAUAAGAGGGUGAAAAGUGGUAUUCAGAGCUAUCAGACAAGUGUACAUACUCCAAUCUUUUUUUUCCUAGUUAACAAACUAGUAUAUUUAGGUACAACCACAGAGGGUUAGUCAGGUAUAUCGAGUUGCAUCACUGUUAUUGAAUUUGCCUAUAUUUUUAAAGGCCAGUGUUAAACAGCACUUCUGCUACUCCAUGAAGAAUUGCACCAGUCCAGAUGAGGAGGAGACUGCUCACAGAAGUUGAUUACUAUCAGGUACGGCACUGUCUACUACAUGAUCAGGUAUGAAAAGGACAAGAAAACUGACAUCAAUUAUUGAAAUGUAAGCAAGGAUUUCUCUCAGUAACAACUAAUCCUAGUGUUUAAUUGAAUUUUUAAAAAUCUGAAAUGUAACCACUCAUUAUUGUGGAACAACCAUGGUAGAUGGGAUCACAAGUGAAAAGCGCAAGAAACCUGGAUACCAGUACAGCAAGACCAAAAUUACAAAAAGCAAGAGCAAUACCUGCUCUGCACAAAUUUAUUUUAGAAUCAAAGGUGUACAAGGUUUGCUGAGGACUACUAUCUGGUAUAUUAGCAGCCAUAGGUAUUUCUCCUGUGCUUGGUAGUAAGCCUUUAGCUCAUUAUGCCAAAGAACAUGAACAAUGAGCAAAUAAUUUCCAAGAAAGGUUUUGACAAAUCACCACAAAGCUACUUUAACACUGAACCAUUUCUAUAAUUGCAGUGUAGUGACACUUACUGGAUGGAGUCUUUCAACAAUUGCAUUCUCAUCUACUGCCCAAAGAGAAUUCACUUUGCUGACCACACUUUCAACAUGUGCAUUUCUCUGGCAGUAAUGGAUUGGGUAAGUCACAGACAGGUGGAUUGGGAAGGUGCUUUCCUUUAAUAAUCUGCAUACAUACCAGGGAAGCAACCUUAAUCAGUUUGUUGGAGGAUGUUCGCCGACCGAAUCACAGAACGAGUCACAAAAAUCUUCGCCCCAAAACAUUUCUAUUCAGGGAGGCUGUCUGGAGUAGAUUAUUCCAGCUGAACUACUGCGCAUUGUGAAGCAAGAUGGAUGACUAACAUGCAAGACCUGUUCCAAAAAAGCUAUUUUUUUGAAAGAGCCACAUACCUGCAUUGCACUGUGCGGGGAAAAGUCCUGUAGGGUCCUACUUACCUGGUGUGACAUUGCACCCUCCUGUUGACAAUGCCAACAUGCAAGGUACCUGCAUUGCAUUGUACUCACUUGGCACGACACUGUACUCUAUGGGUCAAAAACCAAAGGCUCCUCUAGGAGCCACCAAGUUAACUAAAAAUCAUGAUCAACAGCCUGCCAUGAAGAGUUACUCUGCUUGUUUAUUACAUUUUCAAACUUUGUAAUGUAAGCCAUUACUUUUCACUGAAAUUUGAAUGACUGGCUCUAUCCCUAUAAGGAACCUUUAUUUCAAGGAUACAGCAAAUGAACUUUGCUUUACGGUACUGUAUAACAAUUUUCAUCUAACCUGGAUUACAUUUGUCUGUUUCCCAAAACAAUGUCAUUAAGUCACAUUGAAUGUGGAGUGAAUGUGGACCGAAUGUGGAGCACGAGAUAUAAUUUGAGUCACAGCGAAUGUGGAGCGCGACAUAUAAUUUGAAUCAAUUGAAAACUCUUUACUCAGAUGAUUACACCCUCAUUAGAGAAGCUGUUUUUUAACGUCCUUUUGACAAGAUGUCCUAACGUUUAUUUUAAUUCAAAUAGGUUAACAUUCAAAACUAACCUGUUCAUUUCAUGAUCUGCUAAAUCCCCAGAUGUUGAAGAACACAGUCAUCUUUAAAUUAAGGCAGUGGAAACUGUUUUAGGGAGUGGGGGAGACGGUGGAGAGUGGCAUUUGGCCUUCUUAGGCCAAAUGCUUCAAAGUAAAAGGCUUCAAAGUAAAAGGCUUCAAAGUAAAAUGAAGAAUGACAUGCUCGACGCUCUACUACACGUUCUCAUUAAUGGUCCUAAAGUGGGAAGAAAGGAAUUUGAAGGAGUGAUUUGAUGCUUCUGUUAAAGCUUGGUUAGCUGCUAAACCAUGCCGAAAGUGUCCUCCAAAGUUUGUCAGCAGACCAUUGGUCGCCAGUUCAAGUGGUACAAGUGAGAAUGUUGUAACGGUAACCAUGCAGGAUGCUGGUGUGCAGACAAAUGAUGACAGUGUCACUCAGCCAAUUCACCUUACAAUUGCAGACGAAGUAGAUGCAACUUUAAAAGCAUUGGAGCUACCAGCCGAUGACGAUGAUGAUCCAGAUUAUGGUUCCGACUUUGACUAUUCUGAUGAAAUAUAGUAUAGUCUUUUCAGCUACAUACAUUAGUUGCUUGGAUUUAGGAUUGACUUUUAGUUUUCUUCAACUGUAUUUGAGUUGAAUGAAAGCAGUAAAACAGUACAGGAGGAGUUCAUACAUGAAAGUGUACAAUCCCUGUAAUGUUUGUUUCAGAUAUUAUUAUUUGAUUCAGAAAAGCAAGUGUGGCUCACCACCUAACAAACGAUAUAAGCCAAUGAGUUAGGUUUGAUUAUUCAUACUGUUAUGUAUUUAGUAAAUUGCCUGAGGCUGCAAACAGUUACAAAAUUAGUUACCCUAUUGUUUUUCAUAAAAUCACUUUGUGGUUGUCAAUUUAGUAAAUUCUCUCAGGCUGUGAACAAUUACGAUAUUGUUUUUCAUGAAGUCAAUAUGAGCUAGUAUAGGUAAAAGCUCCAUAAAUUAUUCACAAUUUUUGUUUGCAAAAUGAAGACAUAGAAUUAUAAAUUUUCACCUCAGAAUGCUGGAAAAUGCAAUUCCGAGAGUCUAAUUUAAAAACUUUUCCGGGGAGGCAUGCCCCCGGACACCCCUAGAGGCUUGCGCCUUCAGCCCUUAGGGUUAUAGGGGUGCCCACUUACUCUACCAUGAGGGCGCUCCUACCUCAAAACUUAAUGAAACCCCUGCUGGAAACAAGGUUUUCCAUAGAGCCACCAUUUUUAAAAACUCGGACAUAGACAGCAGGAUCAGUUGAUACACAAAUUACAAAUUGGAAAGAACUUUCCAGGCCACUAGAACUAAAUUAUGGAACAGCAUCCCUAUUGAAACAUACUCUCUAGGCCAUAGUCUAAUUACUAUCACCAUUAUAUAUUUAUAUAUUUCUUAUUAUUUCAUCUAUAUAUUUAUUAAUUUAAUUUUUAAAAGAAAAUCCAUUUUGAUUUUUUUCAAUAUUUUAAUCUUUUUAAUCUUUUUUACUUAACACACUUUUCAGCCAUUUAUUGUAUAAUUCAUGUACCGUAUAUCCCAGUCCACAUAAAAGUAUAUUUUUCUCUUUUUAUAAGUGACUCUUUUUAUUUUUAACCCCAUAUAUUUAAAUAUCUUUUAUCUUAUGUAUCACCCUUGCUACUACCACUAAUAUUACUACUACUAGUAUUUAUAUUACUGCCAAGUCUAAAAGCACACCUACCAAAAAAUACUGUAGUUAUUUAGAACCAUUCUUUAUCUCACAAAACAUUUUCCAUGUGAAAUUUCACGUCCAUAAAUAUGAGCAUUGCAUCACUUUAGUGCAGCAUCUUGAACAGGCUGUACACUUGUCGUGUAGCUGACUGCAACAUUGUUUCAAAAGCCAAUGGCAAGAAGUGAUGGGUUUAGAUCACGUCACAGAAGAACAGAGCAAUGUACAUGCCCUUAUGAAUCAACUAUCAAAUUUCCCUGAUUGAGACUUGCUCAACAAAAAUCCUCAUCCCAGGUAGAUUCACUAAUUGUCAAAGGCUGAACCACUUGAUAGAAAAUUAGACAGCAAUGUUAAAACUAUUUGCAGAUUUGUAAGGGAAACAAGGGAGAGAAAAUGUUGCUGUUGUUCUGUUAGGGAAAGGGAUGGUGUUUCAGCAAAACCAAGUUUGUAACACUGCAGAAGAAAAAAGCAAAAAUGAGACUUCCACAUCAAGAUGUGAACUGACAGCCUCAACUUCCAAAAGAAGAUUUACAAAGAGUUCCCGGUCAACUUCUCUGAGGGUUAAGUUACUUGCCUUCAGAAGAAAAAAGCUUGGCCGGGUGCACACUGGAACAUAAUUUGCCACCUGAUCCUUAACAGGUAACACACCUAUAGUUCUUUUUGAAGUGCAAUGAACACAGAGAAACAUUUGACAAUGUCAUCUUUACAGACCAAUGCUCCCUUCACAUGGGGAAGCAUGCCAAGCUCAGUUUCAGACACAAAAGAGAACAGCCGCAGUUCAAGGGUCAUUCCAAACAUAGGUACAAAGUUAAUAUUUGGGCUUGGAUUGCCAGGCACAGUGCCACAAGGAUCCUUGUGUUUACCAGCAACAUGGAUGCCAAAUUUACAUUGAAGAAAUUCCCAUCAUAACCAGGGUUUUCAAAUUUAGCCCGCAACCAGCCCAAGUCACCGGCUACUUCAAGCAUUUGCGCUGGGUACGUUUCGUAUUCCAAAUUUUAUUUAUACAUGACUCUGUUUCACCAAUGUAAUAGCGAUCUCAUCUUUUUGAGGAAAUAAACGUUAACAGAUGAGGAAAAAAUAACUAAACAGUGUUGCUAUUACAUGUAUAGAUACCUUUUGAACUUCAAAACAAGAGCAUUUUUUGGCAGAAAGUCUGCUUGUGUGCACUGGCUGUCAUUUGAACCUGCAUGAAUCGGCAGAUUUCUUCUUAUGUGCACAGUUUCCAAGAUGAAGCAGAGGCAGCAAACAAUGCUGUCUCUUCUUUCCACAGCCAAGAAGUCACGAAGACAAACAGAUAACAAUAAUUUUAGGAAUUAGAGUUAACAUAUAUUACAUGUUGUGCCAGCUCUGAAAGCAACAAUAAAACAAUCCUCUUAGGCUGAAUUGACCACAGUAUCUGUGGCUGUAGGCACUUACACAUGGUGAAGGUGAAGGCAGUCUUCGUUGUGAAAUGUUAUUCCUGGUCUUGACUGCAGCAAAUGUAUGUUAAUCGAAAGGUUGAAAGGAAUCUUAACAAUAAAACCCUUCAACGAUGCAAGUUUUCAGAAUUCCAGACAAACGAAAAUGUGAAUUUCAGUGAAUUGAUGUAGAAAUGACACAAGACCGCUGACUUUGUUGUGAUACUUCAUGUAAGUACAAGGAAAGGUAUCAACGAAAGUCGCCUCAUGGAAAUAUUACGUCAUUCCAUUGAUUCAUCUUCAUUUAAAGCUGGAUGGAAAAUGAGCGAGUGUUAGAACUGAUUAUCUUUAACUUGCACAACUGAUUUGAAAUACUAUUAUAUUACAGUUCAGUAUAUUACACUUCAAUUAGAGGUACAAGAAGUCAAAUGAUACUGUGAAGUAAGUACUGUACUCAGGGAAAUGUAAAAGCAUACUGGCGGUACAAUUUUGUAAAACGUUGAAACCAACUAGUUUUGCAACGUUUUUCAACACCAAUCCUUGUUAAUAAGUGUACAGUGGCCUUCAACAAAAUCAGUUAUGGGUGCAAAAAAUGCACCAGAAUAAACUUCAAAGCAUCCUGAUUUUCAAAAUUUUCCAGGGGCACCCCAUUCCCCCAAGUAGAAGGCAGGUGCUCCUUUCCAACACCCUACCCAACAAGGCUGCCGUUAACAUGACAAGAUAGUGCUCCAGCUACUUUAUAAUUUCCUCCUGCUAGUUUUUUUCAAUUUGAAAACCCUCCAUACCCCAACCACUGUUCGUCUGAGCAUCAUUUCCUGACAACCGCAGAUUUCAACAACACAACUUAAAACAUACUAGUACGCUACCAAAAGAGUUCAUGGAAUAUAAAAGGAUUCACUGGUGGAUGAUGCCCCCACAAAGCCCUAUCCUCAGUCCCAUAGAGAUAUUAUGGCAUGAACUCAAACAAAACCAAUAAAAAAGCCCACAACUAAACAGGAUCUACUUGAAGGAAUUACAAGGUUCUGGAGGGAGAGGAUGAUGGCAGAAAAGUGUCAAAGCUACAUCACUCACCUGAAGGUUCUUUUGAUAGUGAUGCACUGUGAAGGCCAUGGCUCAGGGCAAUGACACAAAACAGUUCUUUUUAGGAACACAACAGCUCCUUUGGGAACAGCCACAUUCAAUGUAAGUCAUGACCAACUUAAUCCAAUCUCUUGUCCCUUAUAAAAAAAGAUAAAACAGAAAAGCACUUUGCAGGAUUUUCAUUAGCAAAGGGUGACCUAGAUGAACUGGAAAAAAUUGAUGACUUCAAAAUCAACUGGCUUUCUGGAAGUUUCCCAUGUAUUAGGAGAUGUUUCCAAGUUGAUAAAUAUAGCUCUUUUGGAGAACAUUCAGGGAAAAACCAAAGCCUUUUUGAAAAUGAAAAGGAUUUAUUAAAGUUUUAAUAGAGAAAGUUUACUCACUCAAAGACCAAUGUCUUAGUUCCAGCCUUUAGAAUAACUUUUGAUUGCAAAAUUUGCUACUCAAACAUGCUUAGCAACAAACCACUGGUCAAUUUUGGAAAACUCUGGAAACAAGUUUAGACCCAAAGAGUAAGACUUUGUGACAGCGCUAGCAUUUUUCACCAACCUUUGGUAUCUUGAUCUCAGUGAAGUAACAAUAUAUUUGUGAUUUAAAAGCAGUGUUAUUAAUUUUUGGAUAACAGUAGUUAUUGCAUGCUUAAUCUCUUAUAUUUACUUAUGGCACUGCCUAUUUAGAACCUAAGUCCUUCACAGCAUAUGAAGCACCACAUAAUUUCACAAAUUUGCAGCUUCCACAUUCGAAACCCUCAAAAAGAUAAUUCAAGGUGGCUCUGAGAAAUAAGGCUUAAAUGAAGAAUAUCUUCAAGGUCAGCAGCAGAUCUAUGAUGGGUUCCAAAGUACACAGGAGGCAGAAGGACAUCAAAGACCAUUAGGAUUUGGAGUAAUGAUGUAGGAUGAAGUCAAGGUUUGAAGAAUAAUCAAUACCAACGUUGAAUUGUUUUUAAUCCAUCACACAAUUGAAGGGGUGCAUGGAAUAAGGACCUCAGUGACCUUUUGGUUAUUGUCCAAGAAUUAUUAGUUCUUUUUAGACAAUAAUUAAAACCAGAGCAAACUGUGAAAAUUGUCAGGGUUUUUUUUCUGCUGGCUACCCGUAAAAAAAUCCCUAAAGUUACUAAUGCUUCAAUUAUGAUGAAAUGUGAUGUUAAAGAAAAUACCUAUGCUGGAAAUUCAAAGAAAGAGGGGAUUCUCAACAGCCAACAUGUGGAAAGGAAAGUACUGUAUGAUAAUUAUAUAUGUUUU
Molecule: messenger RNA, 22878 nt
Organism: Orbicella faveolata
Lineage: Eukaryota; Metazoa; Cnidaria; Anthozoa; Scleractinia; Merulinidae
Source: RefSeq, a predicted model, not a curated record